This is a messenger RNA of Penaeus vannamei (Pacific white shrimp), 2286 nucleotides long. RefSeq lists its product as uncharacterized. Lineage: Eukaryota; Metazoa; Arthropoda; Malacostraca; Decapoda; Penaeidae. The record is from RefSeq and is a predicted model, not a curated record.
AUGACAUCUUGUGUUCUAAAGAGGAGUCGACUGCACCUUCUCCUGCGCCGUGGGGUCCAAUCAGGGGUCAAGCAGGCGCGACGUAUACCCUCACUCUCCCCUCCCCCUCUCCCCCCUCGCCGCAUGACCCCGCAUAGACCCCGAGACGUAUUGUUCACGGCGCCGAGAGAGAACAGGGACACCAAAUGCCGCCAGAGUUCCGACUGCUUCAUGUGUUGGAACUCCUGUGGCAUCCUACGACACCAGAUGGACGCUUGGACUACGAUGUGCAAAGAUCACACCGUCUGUUUCCCAGGGUGUCAGAUUGCCUGCGGCUUCUACUUGGACGGCCCGCCUAACAAAAGGGGCGUCCCGGGGCCUCCCUCGGACACGCCCCCCGUGCCCCUCCCCGCCUAUUUGCCAGCCCCGAGAGUCAGUGGGCGGAGCCAGGUUACGUGGGCGGCUCCUGAUUGGUCCGGGAGCGGCGCCCCCACCCCCGGAGAUGACGUCAUCUACGUCCUGUUGAAGGACAGUGGCAACGGAUGGCGGGAGAUUUUGCAGACCUCGGCGACGCAGGCCCCCCUCCCGCAGGAGCCGGAGUCCCCGCGGGCGAGGCUGAGGCUCCUGGCCGUGACGCAGGAGGGGCUCGUGGCGGCGUCGGAGGGCCAGGUCGAGGCGGCGAGUCAGGGGAGGAGAGGACAGGUCUCGGAUCAGGUGGAAUCCUUCCACGCGGAGCCUCCUUUGGCACUGCCCAACAGGGACAUCGUUGGCCACAGUAGUUCACCUCAUGACGGCGGCUUCGAGGCGGCCCCGAAAACCCACGGAGCCACGCACGAAUUCCUCUCCGAUGCCUCUACAGCGUAUUCGCACGAGUAUCCGAACCAAGCGACGGAAAUCGUUUCGUUGGAUCCUACAUGGACGAUUGAAGUUAUUGGAGUCCAUCUGGGUCCCUUAGCUGAGGUCUCUGUGGGAUGGAGUCCACGGGGUUCAGGGGGCGUCGAGUACCUUGUGUCUUGGGUCGAAGAGUCUGGCUCGGUCUCAGGUCACCUUCUCACAGACCAGGUCACGAGCGAACUCUCUCUGUGGCCGGGCCAGGCAUAUUACAUUCAGGUGGAGCUGAUUGAUAGCCAAGGAAACCCAGUUCUAAGAAGUCUCGCCACACCAGUCAGGUUUGCCAAGACUUCGACCGAGGCAGACGAACAUACAGAGACAAUUGCUGAAGCAGAACACCCUUAUUUGCCCACGACAGACGUGACCAUGUUGACCCACACCGCCCCCGCUGAAGUUCGAGUUUGGGAACCUUCAACGGAAGAAACAGAUCGACUCACCGCCUCUGCUGGAGUUCGAACGCGAAGCUCUACAGAAAGCACAGACUGGACUACAGAGAUGAAUGCAGAUCCCACAGGUGCUCAGUAUGUUCAAGACACGAACCUCAUACAUCGACAUGUAGAACUACUUAACAAUCAUCAAAACGUGUCCUCAGAGGAAAAAGACGAGUACAUAAGCCAGAUCCUGCAAGAGAGGACUUACGAAGUCAUCAAUACGCGCACGAGCACCGACUUCGCCCAACAGGAGGAGGAUCUUUUACCCGAAGUCUCGGCCAAGGAGAUUCAGACCGACGCCGCCACCGACCGCGUAUCGGAAAUCCUGAUCUGGUGCGCCGGCGUGGGCAUCGGCAUGCUGCUCGUACUCACCCUGUGCAGUAUGGUCAUCUGGCUCUUGGGCAGGUGUCGUCGAGGAGGCCCUAGGAACGAAGAAUGCCUCGAGGAAGGACUCAGCAGUCUGAGGAGCUCCUUCAGGACGGGCGGUACCAAGCAGAACCAAAGAAAUCCAACGACGUCUUGGACAUUCGAAAACUUCUGCUCCUCGGAGAGAAAGCCGAACUUGGUCAACGGUAGAAAGGAGGCCGUGCCGUCCGGAAUAGACAAUGCCUCUCUAGUUGAAAAUUAUGUCAUAAUGUUAGAGUCGCCUGCGAGUGGGAGUGAAGCAAAUCGCUAGUCACUGUUUGCGUUCGUACAUUUAAGCUAUAAAUAUGUAUAUGUGUAUGUAUGUAGAAAUAUGAUGGCUGCAUAUGGUACCUGCUUUACAGACUUUUGAAAUGGCUUCGAUCCCAUGAUAGUUUUUAUUAUUUUUUAUACUUAUCAUGAAACUUGCGACCCAUGGACUGCAUUCAGCACAUUUCAUAUAUUAUAAUAGAAAGCAGAUGCGAUUUCAAUAUUGAAAGGUUUCCCCCUUUUUUAUGCAAUCGCCACUACCACAGGACAUGAAUAAGAGGUCUGGAAGCAAUAUUAGAAGAUAGUAUAUUUU